Osmerus eperlanus (European smelt) is the source of this 2843-nucleotide messenger RNA. RefSeq names its product DNA cross-link repair 1B (gene dclre1b). NCBI's taxonomy places the organism in Eukaryota, Metazoa, Chordata, Actinopteri, Osmeriformes, Osmeridae. The transcript has 5 exons. The record is from RefSeq and is a predicted model, not a curated record. Gene Ontology annotation, biological process: interstrand cross-link repair; double-strand break repair via nonhomologous end joining; telomere maintenance. Gene Ontology annotation, molecular function: 5'-3' DNA exonuclease activity; damaged DNA binding. The coding region runs from base 470 to 2185 and encodes 571 amino acids.
CGUUUUUAUACGGUGCACGUCAAAUGACCUACUUUUGAGGAUUAUAACUGCUCAAAAAACUACGGUAACUCUAGUCUUAAACCAUAAAAUAUGAGAUUCUAACAAAUAUGACAGAUUAUAUGUGCGCACAUAACAUUGACAAUGGUUGAAGUCAAUUCUACAAAAAAGAGCGGAGCGCAGCUAAUCUGGGCGGGGCGGUGGCUGGCUGUGAAAGAGCAGCGACAUGAAAACCUCGAACCCUGUUUACAGUUCUAAAGGACCAAAAGUGCCCCCUUUACUGGCAUUGUAAUGACAUCUAGAUUGAUAUCUACCUUAUGCAUUCAUAAUUUACAUUGAGAAGAAACGGCUUGUGGCUCAUGACGUUGGAAACUACAAAUCAGGAGUCUCAGCAGUAAGCUAGCUAGCUAGGUAGCACUCAGCCAAUUCAGCUAACUAGCUAUGAAAUGCCACACUACACAGAACUCUGAAAAUGAACGGGAAACUCAUUCCCCACACUCCAUUGGCCGUGGACUUCUGGCAAGUGCGCAAGUGUUCGCACGUACGCCUUUUCUUCCUCUCCCACAUGCACAGUGACCACACCGCCUGUCUGACGUCCACCUGGAGCAACCGACCCAUAUACUGCUCUCCAGUUUCAGCCACACUGCUGAAACUUAAACUACAAGUGAGAGAGGAAUGGAUUCACCCUCUGGAGUUGGGUGAGCCAUACUUACUCCCACUGGAUGAUAUUGGCAAGGAGAAGCUGACGGUCACCCUGUUGGAUGCCAACCACUGCCCUGGGGCUGUCAUGUUUCUCUUCCAAGGCUACUUUGGCACCAUCCUCUACACUGGUGACUUCAGAUACACUCCGUCCAUGCUUCGUGAGCAAUGCCUGAGGACCAACACCACUAUAGAUGUCCUGUACCUGGACAACACCAAUUGCGACCCCACACGCACCUUGCCUUCCAGACAACGAGCUACCCAGCAGAUCAAGGAGAUCAUCCGCAGUCACCCCAGCCACAAUUUGGUCAUCGGUAUGUAUACCCUUGGUAAGGAGUGCCUACUGGUGGAACUGGCUUUAGAAUUCAAGACCUGGGUGGAGGUGAGCCCAGAUAGACUGGAAACCCUGAAAGUCCUAGAGCUGCCCGAUGUCUUCACCACUGAGCCGGGAGCCGGCCGGAUCCGAGCCGUGGACCAGUCGCAGAUCCGCUCAGCCAACUUGCGCCUGUGGAACCAGGAGUACCCAACCCUGGCCAUCCUGCCCACCAGCAGGCCCCUGGUCUCUUUCCACCCUGACGUUCACGUAGUGCCCUACUCAGACCACUCCUCCUACCAGGAGCUGGAGGACUUUGUGUCGGCAUUGCGGCCCACCUCCGUGGUUCCCAUCGUGGGGAGCUGCGUCCCAUCCUUCUCUGCCCUGCUGCCCCGCAGGAAGCGUCAUGAGGUCUUGGUCCCAGAGUCUGUCCAGAACUACAUGGCAGCCCAACCCAAGGUCCCGUUCGCUGUGACUGCUUUCCCCAACCAACCCCGCCGGCACAGCCGAACCACACCCAGGGGGGUGGUGUUCGAGUCCCCCAGCCGGAGCUCCAGAACCCCCUUGAUAGACUGCGCCUGGGAGAGAGGCUCCCUAGUGGAAGAGGCUGAGGUGGGUGCAGAGAGCUGCACCAUUAUGGACCCAAGCGAUGCCUCUCCCACCAGCGAGAGUGUGGGUGCUGGGGACCUGUGGAGCCUGAAGGUUGUCCAGAGAGUCUCUGAUGAGAUGGAGAUAAUGGAAAGUGUGUCGUUUAGCCAGUUCACCCAGAGCAACUUUGCCCCCAAGGAGAUACUAAGGAACACCGUCACCUCCUUGAAGCCUAAAGGUGUGAGUCAGCCACAGUAUGUUCCUUGCGACAGUGUCACUGCCUUGAACUAUAUUAGUGAGUCCGACGACCCUAGCCCUCCCCAUGGACUUCCAGAAGAACUAGAAAACAGUGAGUCUCUAUUACAGGUCAGCUGUAAGUGGGAUGGCUUAGUGAGAGCUUCUCCCUGCAACAGUAGAACCCAGUCUGAGCUCCUGACUGAGUGUGAACAGGCUCUGGUGCUGCAGCUACCAUUCUCUGAGGAGGAUCUGUCUGUGUGCAGUGGUCUCCUUGACAAAAGCCUGGUACAGAAGUUCAGCCUGAAACCACACCAUGUCGUCAAGGAAGGAAAUGGCACCCUCUGCUGCUGAGAUUGCUCUAAUAACGAGAAGGGUUAAAACAAAUUUGUAUGUAUUUUUUACAAUUAUCUAAGUGUUUGCCUUCUAAUAGAAACCUCUUUCUUGUACUUUGAGCUGUUGAACAAUGUCAACACAACAAGAUAAUCGGUAGUUUCUGAAAAUGUUGAUGAAGGCCAGCAGUGGUUCACCAAGUUUUUAAUAGAGAGAUUAAAACAUGUUUGCCAACGAAAAGCUGUAACCAUUAGUUGACAGACGACAUUUCUACUAGUGGAGGAUAUUUGUUAUGUGAGCCUUUUUGAAGGAUUGAAUUACGAGCCCCACAUUUCUACAAUGACUUGGAAUUGAACACUAGCCAUUUCAGUCUCUCUCUCCCCCCCCACCCCUCAAGUGUUUUUUGGGGGCUAGCAUGUGUACCAUAUAUACAUAAAUUGUACAUCAAUAAUUAAUCCUACGAUCAUAAUAGUGAACCAGACACUCAUCUGUGAACACAACAGUAUUUAUACUUCUUUACUUCAGAUAUGUUGACUUCCUAAUACUGACUGUUUGCUGCAAGGAUUGAAACACCAAUUCAUUGUGAACGAAUUGGUAAAUGAUUGUGCGCUCCUCCCAUCUGUAACUUUGUUACUGUAUUUAAGAAGUAAAGCUUUUGAUAGAUAUGUUAAAUGUAAAA